GCCCAUCUCUCUCUCUCUCUCGUCUCUCGCUUCGUCACGUCCCCUCACGCCGCACAAGUCACCCUUCUCCCUUCUCGCCUAUGGCAUAGCUCCCGCCCUCACGACCACCACAUACCCUCAACACACACACACGCCAUGGCCACCUCCUCCUCGAGCGCCUCGAGCGCCUCGCCGCUCGCCUCCUCCUCCCAAGGCCCGCUCGACUCGGCGCGCGGCCGCGCCUCGGCGUCGCUGGGCUUCGAGGCGCCGCCUGCGCAUCUGGCACUCGCUCAAGUGCACUACCUCGUCCGGCACGGCGAGCGCACGCCCGUGCGCACGCGCCUCACCAACUCCAACCCCGCGAUCCCAGCGCGCUGGAACUUCUGCCACGCCGGUCGGCAAUUCGCCACGGCCGUCUCCGACCUCACUCCGACCGAGGGCGCCCAUCGACUGCCGGCUGGCCCAUGGCAGAAGAAGGGCGAAGAGCAGUGGAGCGGCACGAUGCGCGUGGCCAAGGGCACGGAGUCGACGAAGCGGGACACGCCGGUGCCGGGCGAGGAGGGCGAAUGUCUCCUCGGCGAGCUGACCGACCUCGGCCGAGCCUCAACCUUUCAGCUCGGCGCCGCCUUGCGGGCACUCUACAUUGACCAGCUCCAGCUCUUGCCCUCCAGGCUGUCGCCGCAAGAUGCAGAGGCAGUCUACUUCCGCAGCACCAACAUGUCGCGCACCAUUGAGUCAUGCCAGAGCCUGAUCCGCGGCCUGCUGCCGCAGACGCGCGAAAAGGAGGAUGCCUUUACGCCGACGAUUCUCGUCCGCAACGGCACCGACGAGAACCUGCUGCCCAACACGUUUGGCUGUGCCCGUCUGCGCGUGCUCGACGGGCAGUUCGCCGCGUUUGCCGCCUCCCAGCACGCCUCUCAUCUCGCCACGUUUGACGCCGCAGUGGCGCCGCACUGCGACGGCACGUUGCCUCGCGUCGAUGGCCACCCGCGUCUCAACGGCAUCGUCGACACGAUCCGCGCUGCUCAAGCACACGCGUUGCCCGUGCCGAAGGUAUUCGAGAGGCCGGAUGUGGUCGAGGCGUUCGAGACGGCCGUGGUGGAUGAGUGGUUCACGGGAUACAAGGCGCAGGAUGAGGCACUGCGGAAACAGUAUCGCCGCCUGGCCAUGGGCAGACUGCUUGGCGACUUGCAGGGGCGCAUGCAGAGCAAGGCGGAGAAGGGAGAGCAGGAGAAGCUCAAGCUGGCUCUUUACUCUGCACACGACACAAGUCUAGCGGGUCUCCUCUCCACGCUCGAUGUCUUCGAGCAGCGCUGGCCCAGCUUCACCGCCAGCGUGGGCAUCGAGCUGUGGCGCGACACGCGUGCCUCUGCGCAGCCCUCGCUGCUCUCCUUCCUCGGCCUUGGCCGCUCGACGACGCAGCACUACGUGCGUAUGCGCUACGGCGACUCGACGCUCCGGCUGCCCGCGUGCGCAGGCAAGGGCCAGCACCUGGACGGCAAGCCGGAGUUCUGCACGCUCGAGGCGUUCGGCGAGGCGGUGGAGGCACUGCGACAUGAGGGCGGCAAGACGUGGGAGGAGGAAUGCGAGGAGGGCAGAGGAGCCAAGAGCUCCAAGUAGAAUGCGAUGUCGUCGAGCUGGUGUGUGAGGCGUGCGGUGAGAUCGUUCCGGUGCUUCUGCUCGCUUGCUCUCCCCUUCUCUCUCUCUCUUUCUCCCCCCCUCCCCCCCC
This is a messenger RNA of Tilletiopsis washingtonensis, 1708 nucleotides long. RefSeq names its product phosphoglycerate mutase-like protein. The record is from RefSeq and is a predicted model, not a curated record. Bases 136 to 1599 code for a protein of 487 amino acids. Gene Ontology annotation, biological process: dephosphorylation. Gene Ontology annotation, molecular function: phosphatase activity. The transcript is spliced from 6 exons. Lineage: Eukaryota; Fungi; Basidiomycota; Exobasidiomycetes; Entylomatales.